Molecule: messenger RNA, 1644 nt
Organism: Brienomyrus brachyistius
Lineage: Eukaryota; Metazoa; Chordata; Actinopteri; Osteoglossiformes; Mormyridae
Product: olfactory receptor 2AT4-like
Exons: 2
Coding region: 48-1010 (320 amino acids)
Biological process (GO): G protein-coupled receptor signaling pathway
Cellular component (GO): membrane
Molecular function (GO): G protein-coupled receptor activity; olfactory receptor activity
Source: RefSeq, a predicted model, not a curated record
GUGUAGUGUUUCAGCGUCUUUACAGUGUGCCUCGUUUUCAUCUGGACAUGCCAUCUUCUAAUGUUACCUCCAUAACAGAAUUUGUUGUACUAGGGUUCCCAGGACUUCAGCCUGCGUACAAUGGACCUGUCUCAGCCCUUAUGUUCUUUGUCUAUCUAGCCAUUGUAGCAGGUAAUAGUUUCAUAUUAAUUUUGGUGUCCAAAGAGAGAUGCCUCCAAAAGCCCUCUUAUCUCAUAUACUGUAACUUGGCCAUUUCGGACAUUGCUUUCGCCACCACUACUCUGCCAAAAAUGAUUGCCCGGUAUUGGGCUGAAGCUAAGACUGUGUCCUUCACUGCCUGCUUCUUGCAAAUGUUCUUGGUUCAUUUUUUGGGGUCUGUAAAUUCAGUUUUAUUAAUGAUAAUGGCUCUUGAUCGCUAUGUUGCCAUAUGUAACCCUCUCAGAUAUCAUGUACUCAUUAAGAACUCCACCAUUCUGGCCCUGUGUGGCCUAGCUUGGCUCGUAUGUCUUUUCUUCAUGGCUUUGCUUGUAUAUCAGGCCGUCUCUUUGUCCUACUGCAGCUCAAAUGUCAUCGUACAGUGUUACUGUGACCAUAUCGGUAUAACCAGACUAGCGUGUGAAAAUGUAAAGGAGGUUCAAUUGACAGCUUUCAUUGUAGCCAUGACAAUCUUGCUAUGUCCACUUGCUUUCAUAGUAUUUUCUUACAUCGUAAUCAUUAUAUCAGUCUUCAAAAUUGCAGACUCAGAGGGACGGUACAAAACCUUCUCCACCUGCAGUCCACAGCUAUUCAUCAUAGGCCUGUAUUACAUCCCCCGGUGUUUCGUUUACAUCGCAAACAACAUAAAGCUGACGAUCAGCACUGAUUUCCGUAUCCUGAUGAUCAUACUGUACAGCCUCAUUCCCCCCAUGGUGAACCCUCUGAUAUACUGCUUCAGAACCAAAGAAAUCAAGGAUACUUUAGUCAGGAGAUGGAAAAUCAGAAAGGUUGGGAGAGUAGCUGGCCAUAGCUAAGACUUAGCUGUGUUGCGAGUACAUAAAACUAUGCAGUAUCUCUAUAGAAUGAAAAUGUAGUGAAAUGGUGCUUUUACUUUUAACUCUCAGUCACAACCUUAUAUCUUUUGUGAAAAAAUGCUUAAUUUUGAAUAAUUUUUUGUUGUAUCUUUUGUGAGUUGCUCUAUUUUUUACAGUGUCUUUUACAUAAGCCAUAAGGACUCACCCUAACCCUAAUUCCUCAUUUAAUAGCGUAUAAAAAAGAUCAAUAACAAAAACUCAUUCGGUGUGUGUUCAGAAAGCCUGACAGCACAGGAAAAAUGUGGACAAUAUUUGUCAUAGAAAAUAAGUAAUUGCCCUGAAACUAUUUCUAUUUGUGUUUUCUGUUCAGCAAUUCAUGCUUUGGAUGUUAACAAGGAGCCACAGAUGAAAUAUAAAGCACCUUCCAUAAACGAUUAUGUAAUCUCCUUUAUGCUUCAAAUGAAACCCCUUUGACUUAGUUCUAUCUCAGUAUGCAAUGAUGGUUGUACUCAUUAUAGUCAGAAAAAGGGGAUCUUUAAAAACUUCGCCUCGUGAUAGAUAAAAUCAUUUGUGACCCGUUGAUGUGUCUUGUACAAUUGGGUGAUUUAUAACCAUUAAAUUAUCUCCAAAUACC